UUAUCAGUUUUGCAUCUCCGGGACGACGUGCCAAGAACUACACGUGCCAAAGUCAUUCAAGAAAUGACAAAAGAGUACAGUAAAAUGAGUAAGGCCUCAGCUGAAUCUACAGACCAAAUGAUGGAGGAGGAAGUAGGUCAGCCUCCGAUUACAGACCAGAUGAUGGAGGAGGAGGAAGUAGAUCAACAUCCGAUUACAGACCAGAUGAUGGAGGAGGAGGAGGAACCUGGGAGCUCAGCAGAGACUGAGAGACCCUCCUCUUCUCACACCAAGAGGAAGCCUGCUGUCGCAGCCAAGCACACUGGAGGGAAUAAGUCUGACGCCUCGGACGAGAGUGGACAGGAAGAUGGAGCCUCUGACAACCUCUCAGAUGAUACCACUCUGCAGGAGAGAAUAGACUGCACCGCCUGUGGACAGCAGGUUAACCACUUCCAGCGCCACUCAGUGUUUGAGCACCCCAUGCUCCAUGUGCUCCUCUGCAAGUCGUGCUAUAAGUAUUACACCAGCGAUGACAUCAAUAAAGACGAGGACGGCAUGGACGAACAGUGCAGGUGGUGUGCUGAAGGCGGUAACCUGAUCUGCUGUGACUACUGCCACAACGCCUUCUGUAAGAAGUGCGUCCUGCGUAACCUGGGGCGCAAGGAGCUGUCCAUGAUCACCGACGACGACAGUAAAUGGUCCUGCUAUAUCUGCAGCCCUCAGCCCCUCUCAGACAUCGCCUCCAACUGCUCCAACAUCAUGACCAAGCUGGAGAGCUUCUGGCGCACGGGACGCAAGAAAGAGAGGGAGGUGAAAGGGCACAGUAAGGGUAAAGGUCACCACCGCCAUGGUAAAGCUGUGGUGAAUGGUAAGGAGCAUUCAGAUGGGUCAGGGACCCUCACCUUCUCCUAUAAGACCCUGAAGGUCCUCAAGGAGCUGGUGAAGGGGACCAAGAAGCUGAUUGAGAAGACCACAGGGCUCAACAACACCUUCAUCCAGCAGGCUGAGGAGGAGCAGGGAGGAGGUGGCAGCGGGACCAGACACCUCAAGGCCUUCAGGUCUGUUUUGGCUGACCUGAAGAAGGCCCAUGCUGCCCUAGAGGAGGACUUGGAGUCACAGUUCAUUUCCCCGGACCAGGGGCUGCAGAACGGGGAUGCUGUCUCCAACACCGACGGCCACGACCAGAUUGACAACAUGGUUGAGGAUGGACAGGAGGCAGAAGAGGAUAAAAUGGCCGACACUGAGGAUGGGGAGGAGCUAGAGGAGGAUGGGGGCUUGUCAGAGGACGCAGAGAUGGAGGGGAGCCCUGCGCCUCAGGACCACUCGGACACAGAGACAGACAGCCAGGCCAAAGACCAGACAGCAGUGGAGGAGGAGGAGGAGGAUGACCGGGAUAAAGACAUUGCGUCCGUCGGGCCGUCCGUCCCUGACGAGCUCUUCCAAAUGGUAGAGAGUCUGGCGGACUCCGCAGGGUUGACGCCCGGCAACGACGCCAUGGAACCCACAGCUGCUAGCCAAUCCAAGAGCCCCGCCGCCGGCUCAAACAGGAAGUCACUUGAAACCCAUAAGGAGAAGGCCAUGCCCAAGGUGAAGAACCUGAUCGUGAAGCUGACACCCGUUCCCGUGGUUACCACACGCACCUCCAGGUCUAAGAGCAAGGAUAAGGAUGGAGGGAAGGAGAGGAGUAAGGAUGGAGGGAAGGAGAGGAGUAAGGAUGGAGGGAAGGAGAAGAGUGAGGUGGAAGAAGGUGGGGGCUCUGAGGAGGACAGCCGCCACUCCAGCCAGAAGAAGCUGGCGGCCAAACGCAAACUGAAAGCCGACGAUUCAGACAACUCAGAGUCCGACUCAGACGAAGACGCGAAGAAGAAGUCUUCCACGGCUUCUGCCAAAAAGACAUCCAAGAAGAAGAACUCGGACGGCUCCUCUAACUCCGACUCUGACCUGGAGAAGGAGAUGAAGGGACUCAGCAAACUGGGGCCGGGGAAACGGAGGAGCAGCCGCGUGAAGAAAGAAAGAGAGGAGAAGGAGAACAAGGGCGGGGAUCGGAGGCGGUCGUACGAACUGAAACGCAAAGCCAGAGGUAGAGGAGCCAAGCAACAAGAUUCAUCGUCUGAUGACGUGGAGGAGGAGGGAGGAGGAGGGUCUGGAGAGGAGAGUGGAGACCAGCAGAAGAUUAAACCCAUCGUGGAGGAGACGGUGGUAGCAGGGAGGGGAACCUUCCACCAGUCCUCAGGAGAUGAAGGUAAACAUGACGCCUCUCAGAUGGCUGAUGAGGAGGACGAUGAUCCAGAGAACAGAAUUGUCAAGAAGAUGCUGGCCCAGAUCAAGGCUAACUCCUCUUCAGGAGCGGAGGAGAGCUCUGACGAGGACGGAGAUGGAGAAGAGAAGGAACAGAAGAAGGGGAAGGAAGGAGAGGAGCAGGAGGAGGAUGACGAUGAUGAUGAAGGGGGCUCUGACGUGGACGUGAAGACGAUUGUGGGGCGUCGCCACCGGCUGCUCCCCCACAAACUGACGCUGUACGAAGUGGAGUCGGGAGAGAAGGAGAAACCAGCCAGCAAGGGGAAGAAGGAGACCAAGAGGAACAGACGGAAAGUGGGUAGUGAUGACUCAGCAGACUCAGACUUUAAGGAGUCAGCGAGCAGCAGUGAGUCAGGAGUUAGUGAGGAGAUCAGUGAGGAGAUCAGUGAGAUGGAGGAGUCGUUGUCAGAGGAGGAGGAGUCGGAGUCUGAGAAGGAAGGCAGUAGCCACAGGAGGAUCACGCGCUCCUCCGAGAAGAAGAAGAAGGAGGAGAGGAGCUUCGCCCAGAAGAAGAAACGGCGUCGUAUCAAGGUCCAGGAUUCUUCAUCUGACGAGAAGAGCGGGUCAGGAGAGGACGGCUCGGGGAAGGAGGAUGGAGACACACCUAAAGGACAGAGGAAGAAGAUCAGAAAAAUCCUCAAGGACGACAAGCUGAGGAUGGAAACGAGGGAUGCCCUGAAGGAGGAGGAGGAGAGGAGGAGACGCAUCUCGGAGAGGGAGCAGCUCGGGGAGAAACUCAGAGAGGUACUCGUGGUGGAGGAGGCGUCUGCCGUGGCUUGUCCAAUCACAACCAAGCUGGUGCUGGAUGUAGACGAGGAGACCAAGGAGCCCAUGGUGCAGGUCCACCGCAAUCUGGUCACUAAACUCAAACCACACCAGGUCGACGGAGAGGAAGGUAAACAUGACGCCUCUCAGAUGGCUGAUGAGGAGGACGAUGAUCCAGAGAACAGAAUUGCCCAGAUGCUGCUGGCCCAGAUCAAGGCUAACUACUCUUCAGGAGCGGAGGAGAGCUCUGACGAGGACGGAGAUGGAGAAGAGAAGGAACAGAAGAAGGGGAAGGGAGGAGAGGAGCAGGAGGAGGACGACGAUGAUGAUGAAUGGGGCUCUGGCUCUGACGUGGACGUGAAGACGAUUGUGGGGCGUCGCCACCGGCUGCUCCGCCACAAACUGACGCUGCACGAAGUGGAGUCGGGAGAGAAGGAGAAACCAGCCAGCAAGGGGAAGAAGGAGACCAAGAGGACCAGACGGAAAGUGGGUAGUGAUGACUCAGCAGACUCAGACUUUAAGGAGGCAGCUAGCAGCAGUGAGUCAGGAGUUAGUGAGGAGAUCAGUGAGAAGGAAUCGUCGUCAGAGGAGGAGUCGGAGUCUGAGAAGGAAGGCAGUAGCCACAGGAGGAUCACGCGCUCCUCCGAGAAGAAGAAGGAGGAGAGGAGCUACGCCCAGAAGAAGAAACGGCGUCGUAUCAAGGUCCAGGAUUCUUCAUCUGACGAGAAGAGCGGGUCAGGAGAGGACGGCUCGGGGAAGGAGGAUGGAGACACACCUAAAGGACAGAGGAAGAAGAUCAGAAAAAUCCUCAAGGACGACAAGCUGAGGAUGGAAACGAGGGAUGCCCUGAAGGAGGAGGAGGAGAGGAGGAGACGCAUCUCUGAGAGGGAGCAGCUCGGGGAGAAACUCAGAGAGGUACUCGUGGUGGAGGAGGCGUCUGCCGUGGCUUGUCCAAUCACAACCAAGCUGGUGCUGGAUGUAGACGAGGAGACCAAGGAGCCCAUGGUGCAGGUCCACCGCAAUCUGGUCACUAAACUCAAACCACACCAGGUCGACGGGGUCCAGUUCAUGUGGGACUGCUGUUGUGAGUCGGUGAAGAAAACCAGCAAGAACUCUGGUUCUGGAUGUAUCCUGGCUCACUGUAUGGGCCUGGGAAAAACACUGCAGGUGGUAACCCUACUCCACACACUACUGCUGUGUGAAAAGUUAGACUUUUCCACGGCUCUGAUCGUCUGUCCUCUCAACACGGUUCUCAACUGGCUCAAUGAGUUUGAGAAGUGGCCGUACGGCUUCAAGGACAAGGAGAGUUUAGAGGUGACGGAGCUGGCCACGGUGAAGCGACCUCAGGAGAGAGCGGCUGCUCUGCAGCAGUGGCAGGAGGAUGGAGGGAUCAUGAUCAUUGGCUAUGAGAUGUACCGUAACCUCACACAGGGUAGAAACAUCAAGAGCAAGAAACUCAAAGAGACCUUCCAGAAGACCCUGGUUGACCCAGGCCCAGACUUUGUGAUCUGUGAUGAGGGCCACAUCUUGAAGAACGAAGCGUCGGCCAUCUCUAAAGCCAUGAACUCCAUCAAGACCCGACGGAGAGUGGUGCUCACCGGCACACCACUGCAGAACAACCUCAUAGAGUGUAUGUCCGUUACUUCCUGUUAUAUCCAGACCGCUAGCCUACAGGGCAUUGGGAAAGUAUUCUGACCCCUGCACUCUUAACACAUUUUGUUACGUUACAGCCUUACUCAAAUGGAUUCCCCCCUCAUCAAUCUACACAU
Salvelinus namaycush (lake trout) is the source of this 4811-nucleotide messenger RNA. RefSeq names its product transcriptional regulator ATRX-like. NCBI's taxonomy places the organism in Eukaryota, Metazoa, Chordata, Actinopteri, Salmoniformes, Salmonidae. Bases 64 to 4737 code for a protein of 1557 amino acids. The transcript is spliced from 23 exons. Gene Ontology annotation, molecular function: ATP binding; ATP-dependent chromatin remodeler activity. The record is from RefSeq and is a predicted model, not a curated record.